Molecule: messenger RNA, 2998 nt
Organism: Bombus pyrosoma
Lineage: Eukaryota; Metazoa; Arthropoda; Insecta; Hymenoptera; Apidae
Product: dihydrolipoyllysine-residue acetyltransferase component 1 of pyruvate dehydrogenase complex, mitochondrial-like
Exons: 11
Coding region: 61-1851 (596 amino acids)
Biological process (GO): pyruvate decarboxylation to acetyl-CoA
Cellular component (GO): mitochondrion; pyruvate dehydrogenase complex
Molecular function (GO): acyltransferase activity
Source: RefSeq, a predicted model, not a curated record
CCGUGUGUGUGUAUAUACGCGUACUUAGACGACUCUUAGAUUAAUUGCUUCGUAUCAAAUAUGGCGCAAAUGAUGAUACCUAGAAUUGCACUUUUAUCUAUUAAGAAUAGUAAUCGGCUAAUACCUCGAAUAUUUGUGCCGUUAAAAUAUCAACGAUUAUGUUUCCAUACAAGUUGGGUUCUCGAUGUCACAGGAAAGGAAGUCUUAAUGCCUUCCUUGUCACCUACUAUGGAAAGUGGUACUAUUGUCAAAUGGUUAAAAAAGGAAGGUGACAAAAUUGAACCAGGGGAUGCGCUCGCUGAUAUCCAAACUGAUAAGGCAGUCGUUACUAUGGAAGUUGACGAUGAGAGUGUUCUUGCAAAAAUAAUUGUGCAAGAAGGAACCAAAGAUAUCAAAGUAGGAACAUUAAUAGCACUUACUGUUGAUGUAGACGAAGAUUGGAAAUCCGUGGAAAUGCCAGAUAGCGUUUCAGCUACACCUGCAGCUCCAUCAUCAACACCCUCUGCACCAACAGCAGCAACAGCGGCACCUACUGCGAGCACAUCAGCUCCACCACCUCCUGGCCAAACAAAUGUCAGUAUGCCAGCACUAUCACCAACUAUGACUACAGGUACAAUUGUAAAGUGGCUUAAAAAGGAAGGAGAGGAGAUAGAACCGGGAGAUGCACUGGCAGAAAUUCAAACGGACAAAGCUGUUAUGACUUUUGAAAUUGAGGAUGAAGGCGUAUUUGCAAAAAUCCUUGUUCCUGAAGGAAGUCAAGUGGAAGUAGGACAAUUAAUUGCCAUUAUGGUAGAAAAGGGAAUGGAUUGGAAAAAUGUUGUUAUCCCGACAACUACAAAACCAUCUGCAGCUACUGCACCAUCUGCAGAAGCUGCUCCAGCUUCAGUGACUGCAGAUAAAACACCUGUACCAAGCGGACAAGUUUAUGGUUUAGCAGUAAAGCGAUUGUUGGAGGAAUACGGGUUAAGUGCACAAUCGGUCAAAGGUACUGGACGACCUAAUCGAUUACUAAAAAGUGAUGUUUUAGCGUAUAUUCAAGCAAAUAAUUUAAAGAAAGUUGCACCAAAAACAGCUGCACCUAAACUUGAAAAAGGUAGAAAAGAACCAGGCGAUGUACCUUCAAAAGCACAUGUACCUAGUGGCCGUCCUUCCACGUAUGAAGAUAUCCCAGUUUCUAAUAUACGUGGUGUUAUUGCUAAGAGACUCGGAGAAUCAAAAAGUAAUAUUCCACAUUCUUAUGCGUUCGUCGAUAUUAAGAUUGAUAAACUAAAUGAAAUACGUAGCGAACUAAAAGCUGACGGUAUUAAAGUCUCGAUAAACGAUUUCGUUACGAAAGCAACCGCACACGCACUAAUCGAAUGCCCAUUUAUUAAUACGUUGUAUCAAAACGAUCAAAUAAUUCGUAUGCCAAGGGUGGAUAUCUCUGUCGCUGUUGCUACAGAAACAGGUCUUAUUACACCAAUUAUUUUUGAUACUUCAGCUAAAAGUGUAGCAGAUAUUUCGCAAAAUAUUAAAGAACUAGCCGAGAAAGCUAGAAACGGUCGAUUAAAACCUGAAGAAUUCCAAGGAGGAACAUUCACAAUAUCCAAUUUGGGAAUGUUUGGUAUUAAACAAUUCAGUGCAAUCAUAAAUCCUCCUCAAACUGCAAUACUUGCAGUUGGAAGUGGUCGUGAGGAACUAGAUGCCGCGCUACAAAAAAUAACAAAAAUGUCAACAACUUUAUCGUAUGAUAGGCGUGCAAUUGAUGAAGACCAAGCAGCCGACUUUUUGGCUGUUUUAAAAGCUAUGUUAGAAGAUCCAAGUUUUCUCGUCGCUGGAAGAUUACGAGCGCUAAGAUACGCACAGAACUGACCUUUAAUUAAACGUUAAUUCUGGGGAAUUUAUUGAAAAAGUGGGUGUAUUGAAGAAUUUAGGUUUCAAUGUAAAUUUUAGUUUUAUCUACAACAUGAAUUAAAAAUAUUGGUUUAGAAAUAGAUCUGAAAUAUUUAUAAUUUAAUUUAGGAAGUUGUAAACACAGAGAAUUAUAUUUAAAAUCAUUUAUAGUAGAUUCAAGUAAUAGAUCAGUGUCAUCAAUAUUAAAUGUCAUUUAUAUCAAAUGAAUUCAUAUAUGAUAACUUUGUUUAUUAUAUGAAUUCGUUUUUCUAUUGCUGUAUUCUACAUUUCCCUCAAAUUUUAUAAUUGGUGAAAAUCCUUGUUAAAAAAUCUUGUGCAAUGUAUCUACAAAAGAUAUGUUAUCCCUUUUAUGGCAAAACCAUAAGUUAUUAAAUUUUCACUUUUUUUUAUUAAAGAAAUGAGUUGAGUAUCUUCUUAUUCUCAGCCAUAUAAAUUAAAAAAAUGAUUGUUAUAACAAACACAGUAUAAUAACGUAUGAUUAUAUUCGUAUUAACUUUAUUCAUUAUCGUCAGCAGUAUCAAGUAAUAAUUUUACGUUCAAUUGUAAAUUUCUAUAAUCUAUCGAAUCGUACAUUCAUGAUGAUCCGGCAUAAGACGGAUAACAUAUGGUCAAUAUAAGAAGUUAUAGGAUGGUGUAAAAAAUUGGAAAAAGAUAAAAAAUUGGUAUAUAGAUAGAGAAUGAGAGAGAUCUUUCCAUCUCAAAACUAGCAAAUAAUAUAAAUUCUUAUGAAUUUAUUUAAAUUAAUUAUAAAUAUAAUAUCUCGGAUACACGUAAUUUACUUCUGCAUAAGUAAAUAGAUAACUUCUAUAUGAAUAUUUAUUCUAAUAAAACAAGGGCCACACUGUUGUUACUUCUUUCGUAUGAAAUAAUAAAUAUGCAUAUUUAUUCUGCGUAAUAAAAAUUACAUUAUUUUACGUAUAUUAAUAUGUAAACAUUUAUAUAAAUAUAAUGUAAAUAUAUUUAUGUGUAUAAUGAAUUUUAUUUUAAUAUUAAGAAUAUUAUGUAUAAUUGAGAACUUCAGUGUGGUCUAAGGAAUUCUUGGGGGCAGUAGUAUGUACAAAAUUAUAACUAUGUCUUGUAAAUAAACCAUUUAUUGUUAAAACGA